Messenger RNA from Nicotiana tabacum (common tobacco), 1578 nucleotides. The record is from RefSeq and is a predicted model, not a curated record. Lineage: Eukaryota; Viridiplantae; Streptophyta; Magnoliopsida; Solanales; Solanaceae.
AUGACUUUCAAAGAUCUUACUGAAGCAAAUGAGGUUAUUGGUUAUUAUGUUGUGUCUAAUAAGAGGGGCCUUAAGUUAGAUAAGAGUGAUAAGAGAAGACUUAGAUACAAGUGUCAGAUAGGGUGUCCCUUUAAAUAUCUUAUUUCUAAGGAUGGCAAAGAUCAAGGGGUAAAGAUAAAAACUUGGAGGGAUGAAUAUGACUGUGGUGAAGUCUUUGAGAACAGAAGAGCUACUCCUGCUGCUUUAGCACGUUAUUUUAAGAGAAAGAUUCAAAAUAAUCCUAAGUUUAAGAUUAAAGAGAUGAAGGGUAAAGAGAAUGUUUUAGAGAAAUUGGAGGGUUCUUACUUGGAUGAGUACAACAAAUUGGAGGCAUAUGCUCAAGAGUUGAGAGAAACAAACCCUGGUACUGAUGUGGUGAUACAGAUAUCCAAAGAUGCAAUGGAGGAAGGUAAGAGAAGAUUUCUGAGGAUGUAUGUCAGUUUCGAGGCCCUCAAGAGUGGAUUCAAAGCAGCUUGGGCUGUAGUGGAUAAGGAAACAAAGACAACUUGGCAGUGGUUCAUGGAGAACUUGAAGGCUUCUUUGGACUUGAAAUAUGGUGAAAGCUACACAUUCACGUCAGAUAUGCAUAAGGGUAUGUUAGAUGCUGUGAGGAAUGUAUGUCCACAAUCAUAUCAUAGAUAUUGUGCAAGGCAUAUUGAAGCAAAUUGGAGCAAAAAAUGGAAUACUGAUGAGAUGAAAAAGGACUUGCUGAAUUAUCCUCCAGUAACCUGGUGUAGAGCUUACUUUGAUACCCAAUGUAAGAAUCCAAUGGUGGACAACAACUUUACAGAGUCCUUCAACUCUUGGAUUCUUGAAGCUAGACAUAAGCCAAUAGUGAAGAUGCUUGAGGAUAUAAGAGUGAAGGUGAUGAAUCAACUAAAGGAUAGAGUAGAAGAAGUUAACAGUUGGAGAGGUGAAUACAACCCAUAUGCAAUGGAGUUAUACAAUGAUUAUAAAGAAAUGGCUUCAAAGUGCAAGGAAAAUUUUAAUGGAGACGGGGUUUUUGAAAUAAGUGAAGGUGAAGACAGGCACACAGUGAUUCUGGAGCAACAAAGGUGCACAUGCAGGCUUUGGAACUUGUUUGGAAUCCCUUGUGCUCAUGCUAUCAGGGCAUUCUUAUAUAAGAAACAAGACCCAACACUUGGGAUUCACUGGUGGUAUUCCAAACAAGCCUGGCAGUUGGUGUAUCAGCACAAACUGCAGCCUGUUAGAGGUAAAAGAUUCUGGAAAGUUGAGCCACACCAAGCCAUGGAUCCAACACCACUAGCAAAGAUGGUUGGUAGACCUAAAGUGAAAAGGUCAAGAGAGAAGGAUGAAGCUAGGAAAAGGCAAGGACAAUGGUCAACAUCUAGGAAGGGUCUUCAAGUGAAUUGCAGUUUUUGUGGCCAGCCAAAUCAUAAUAAAAGAAGGUGUCCAUUAGCCAACAAGGUGUUCUUUCUAUCUAUUGUUUAUACUCACAAUCUGUUUUUUUUUACUCACAAGAUAACAUAUAUAUUUGAUUAUAAUUACAGUCAAAGAAAGUGCAAGACCACACUAUGA